Schizosaccharomyces osmophilus is the source of this 1647-nucleotide messenger RNA. RefSeq names its product delta-1-pyrroline-5-carboxylate dehydrogenase Put2 (gene put2). Gene Ontology annotation, cellular component: mitochondrial matrix. Bases 1 to 1647 code for a protein of 548 amino acids. Gene Ontology annotation, molecular function: L-glutamate gamma-semialdehyde dehydrogenase (NAD+) activity. The transcript has a single exon. The record is from RefSeq and is a predicted model, not a curated record. NCBI's taxonomy places the organism in Eukaryota, Fungi, Ascomycota, Schizosaccharomycetes, Schizosaccharomycetales, Schizosaccharomycetaceae.
AUGUCGAAAUUCGCAGACUUUCAACUCCCUCUCAUUAAAAACGAACCCCCCAAGAAUUAUGGACCAGAAAGUGUUGAGCGCGAACAACUUGUCGCUGCCUACCGCGAACUAGAGUCCCAAUUGCCCGUGGCCAUCCCCCUUGGUGUCAACGGAAAGGACGUCAAGACCAACGAUAUAGGCGAACAACGCUGUCCUUUUGACCACAAGAAGGUUGUGGCCCGUUACCACCGUGCCAGUUCGUCGGAUGUCCAAGGCGCCAUCGAGUCUGCUCUCGAAGCAAAGAAGGAAUGGGAAAACUUGUCUUUCACCGACCGUGCUGCCGUCUUCUUGAAGGCUGCUCAUUUGAUCAGCACAAAGUACCGUUACAAGCUUAUGGCCGCCACCAUGAUUGGCCAAGGGAAAAACAUCUGGCAAGCUGAGAUUGACGCUGCUAUGGAAAUCAUCGACUUUAUACGUUUCGAUUGCAAAUACGCUAGCGAAUUGUACUCGGUUCAACCCCCCGAAAAUUCUACCGGUGUCUGGAACCGCACCGAGUACCGUCCCUUGGAAGGCUUUGUUUACGCCAUCACCCCCUUCAACUUCACUGCCAUCGGCGGUAACUUGGCUGCUGCUCCUCUUCUCAUGGGCAACGUUGUGCUCAUGAAGCCUUCCGACCAUGCUGUCUUGUCCAACCGCAUUAUCUAUGACAUCUUCGUCGAAGCUGGUCUUCCUGCUGGUGCUUUGCAAUUUGUCCCUGGUGACGCUAUUGAGGUUUCCAAGGCUUGCUUCAACCACUACGACUUUGCCGCCCUUCACUUUACCGGAAGCACCAACGUUUUCCGCUCUAUGUGGGGAAUCAUCGGUGAAAACGUCGCCCACGGCAAGUACCGCACUUACCCCAAGAUUGUUGGUGAAACCGGUGGUAAGAACUUCCACCUUGUUCACCACUCUGCUCAAAUCCGUUCCGCUGUUGUCAACACGGUUCGUGCUGCUUAUGAAUACCAAGGACAAAAGUGCUCUGCCUUGUCUCGUCUUUACGUUUCCCGCGCUUCUUGGGAAGCUGGUUUCCGUGACCAACUCUUACAGGAAGUCAAGGCUUUGAAGGUUGGUGCUCCUUUGCAAGAUCUAUCCAACUUUGUCGGUCCCGUCAUCCACCGUGGCAGCUUUGACAAGUUGAAGGCUGUUUUGGACAGCGCCGCCACUGACAGUGAAGUCGAAGUCUUAGCUGGUGGCAAGGCUGACGAUUCUACUGGCUACUUUGUUGAGCCCACCGUCCUCCUUUCCAAGAACCCCAAGCAUGACAUCUUCAAAACCGAAUUCUUCGGCCCCAUCCUCGCCGUUUACGUUUACGAGGAUGAAUCUUUGGAAGAGGUUUGCGAGUUGGUCGAUACUACCAACGCGUAUGGUUUGACUGGUUCUAUCUUUGCCCAAGACCGUAUCGUCGUUCGUAAGCUCACUGAGCGUCUCCGUAACGCCGCCGGAAACUUUUACAUUAACGACAAAUGCACUGGUGCUGUUGUUGGUGAGCAACCCUUCGGCGGUGCUCGUGCCAGCGGUACCAACGAUAAAGCCGGUAGCGGUAUGAUUUUGUCACGUUUCGUUUCUCCUCGCUCCGUCAAGGAUACCUUUGCUUAUGCCGACUCUGUAUUAUACCCCUCCAACCUUUAA